CAGACAUUCGUCGGAUGAAGCGAACGCUGUUUAAUUUAAUUUCGAAAUUUGCGACAAAGAAGGAAACAGUAUUCUAAUGGUUGACCAUUCCUCAAUGUUGAGGCAACGAUGCGGAAUUUUGCCUCAAAACUACGUCAUUUCAUUGCACUUCACCCUGAAUCUGCUUCUUCCAUUUAUUAUCAUUUUGUUAUUUCUUUGGAAAACUGAAUCUGCUUUUUCCCUCUCUAUCUGCAAAAUUCUCUGGUUGUUGUUUCACAUAUAAUUGCUUCGGACUGAUUUUGAAACUCUGGUUCUUUCUUUCAUUUUGAUUCCUUGUUAUUGGAUACAUGUCUUUGAUUUACAUUCUCGCCAUUGCUAUAUACACAUACAUUUUUCCUUUAGUUUGAAAUGGAUCUGGUUUUGGGUAAUUGAGUGGAGAUUUCUUCAAUCGUUGGGUUUUCAGUGAGAUCUGCUGCUUUGUUUGCUCUCUUUUCCUUUUCUCUGGGUGGGAAUUUGGGGCUCUGAUCUGGAGGCAUCAAUUUCGAGUUGUCGAUCAAUCAGUGGUUUGAAUUGAUGUGCAAUGCGGUGGCGUAUCGGAGCUCUUCUGCGUGAUAGAAGAACUGUUGAACUGCCUAUUAGUGGAAGGAAUCACUUGUAUAGAGUUUCUCUGUCUUUGGCUUUUAUUCUGUGGGGAUUUACCUUCCUCUUUAGCUUAUUGUUCAGCCGUGGGGAUGGCUGCCAAGAAGGAUCUGUUGUACUACCUGCUGGUGUAUCUACAUCAAAUGAAUCUAAAUUGGAAAAUAACGAGGACUCUGAUCUUUUACAUGUUCCUCCAAAGGGGGAAAACGAUUGUCCCAGCCAUCUAAAGGAUUCGUGCUCAAUUGAUGCUACAAGCCAUGGUUCUAACAAUGAAGAACUUUCACGUGAAGAAAGUAGUAGUCAUAUACGAACUGCUACAGAGUUUCCUGAAGCUGGGAGCUCUAGCACUGGAGUGAAAUCGGAAAGCAAACCUCUGAAGGAAGGUAUCUCGUCCGAUACCGUUCUGUUGGGCCUUGAGGAAUUCAAAAGCAGAGCCUUCAUAUCCAGAAGUAAGUCUGAAACUGGGCAGACUGGGAAUAGUAUCCAUAGAGUAGAGCCUGGUGGUGCAAAGUACAAUUACGCUUCAGCUUCAAAGGGAGCAAAGGUAUUGGCUUUCAACAAGGAAGCAAAGGGAGCUUCUAAUAUUUUAGGGAGGGACAAAGAUAAAUACCUCAGAAACCCAUGUUCUGCUGAAGAGAAAUUUGUUCUCAUAGAACUGUCAGAAGAAACCUUAGUAGUUACAAUUGAAAUUGCUAAUUUCGAGCUCCAUUCCUCUAACUUAAAAGAAUUUGAGCUACAUGGAAGUUUGGUUUAUCCAACGGAUGUUUGGUUCAAGCUUGGGAAUUUCACUGCUCCAAAUGCAAAGCAGGCACACAAGUUCGUUCUCAAGGACCCAAAAUGGGUGAGAUAUUUAAAGUUGAACCUUCUUACUCAUUAUGGUUCAGAAUUCUAUUGCACGCUCAGCAGGGUUGAAGUUUAUGGAAUGGAUGCAGUUGAGAUGAUGCUGGAGGAUUUAAUAGCUCAACAUAAACCUUCUGUUAUAUCAGAUGAAGCUACUAAUGAUAAGAGAGCAAUUCCCUCCCAGUCCGGAUCCAAUGAUGAAAGACAACAUGGUAGAGAGUUGCAAUCUCUAGCCACUGAUGAAAGUGAUGAUGAUGUGAUUUUAGAACCUUCACAUAGUAAUAUAAUCGAUCCAGUCGAAGAACAGCACCAUCAACAACCUGGCAGAAUGCCUGGUGACACUGUUCUCAAAAUUCUGACUCAGAAAGUUCGUUCAUUAGACCUAAGUUUAUCUGUUUUGGAGCGGUAUCUGGAGGAAUUGACUUCCAAAUAUGGCAAUAUACUCGAAGGAUUAGACGAAGAUAUAGGAAAUAAUCAUCUACUCAUUGUGAAGACCCGAGAGGAUAUAAGAAAUAUUCUUAAAAUCCAGGACAGCGCAGAUAAAGAUGUUCGUGAUCUCAUUUCUUGGAAGUCCAUCGCUUCCAUGCAGUUGGAUGGUCUGCAAAGGCAUAACGCUGUUCUCAGAUCUGAGAUUGAAAGGGUUCAGAAGAAUCAGAGUUGUCUGGAAAACAAAGGAAUAGUUGUUUUUGUUGCGUGCCUCAUAUUUACAUCAUUUGCUACAGUUAGGCUAUGUUUACAGAUUGUUCUUAGUGUAUAUGAGAGAACAAAUAAUUGCAGGAAAUUUUGUUGCGUAAGCCCUUCCUGGUAUCUAUUACUCUUCAGCUGCUGUAUUAUUGUUUUCAUAGAGUCGCUUUAAUAAUCAUCAAUGACGAUCCUCAUCCCAGAUAUAUAUUUAGUUUAAAUAAAUGAGGUGUUGUGUUCA
Molecule: messenger RNA, 2380 nt
Organism: Cucurbita moschata (crookneck pumpkin)
Lineage: Eukaryota; Viridiplantae; Streptophyta; Magnoliopsida; Cucurbitales; Cucurbitaceae
Product: SUN domain-containing protein 4-like
Exons: 5
Coding region: 560-2314 (584 amino acids)
Biological process (GO): protein folding in endoplasmic reticulum
Cellular component (GO): cytoplasm; membrane
Source: RefSeq, a predicted model, not a curated record